Molecule: messenger RNA, 1446 nt
Organism: Hemisphaericaspora subhashii
Lineage: Eukaryota; Fungi; Ascomycota; Pichiomycetes; Serinales; Debaryomycetaceae
Exons: 1
Coding region: 1-1446 (481 amino acids)
Source: RefSeq, a predicted model, not a curated record
AUGAUACGAUCUCCUCGUCCAGGGAUUCGAGUGCUGUUGAGAGGUGCUUAUGCUAUAGGAAGUGAAUUGAGUCCUUAUGUUUUUCAGGUAACGUCCAACUUCUUUAGCAAUACUCCUGAAGAACAUCAGAAUGAAACCUUGGAACAACAAAUCAAACUGUAUUAUAGAAAGAGGAUAUCCUUCCUUAACCCUGAGAAGUUUUACGGGAAGUAUGCAAAUAGGGAGUAUAAAGAACAAGAACGUCCAUGGGUCCCACCGAUGAAUUUUGGGACUAUCAUAAAUCAAAACACAAUUCAAGUGCCUGUGAAAGGAUCCAUAGUGGAGAUAGUUGAUCCUACCGAUUCAAAGAUUAUAUUUGGGGUUGUGAUACGGGAGCAACAAGCCAGAUUCGAUGAAAAGAUUAAUAAGUUACUUGUUUUAACUUCCGAGAAUGAAAUUAUACAAGUUCCUCCUAUAUAUAUAAAGUUUCAUUUAUAUCUGAUAAUACCCAAUAGUUAUAUUUCAUUUCAAGAUAUUCUUGACAACAGACAUGAUCCUGAUAAUCUGGAGAGAUCCAGAGCAGUCGAAUUAUUGCGAUUAUUUAUUGAGGAGGCAUGGGAGUUAAUGGACAGGCUUAGACCUGAUUAUUCUCGGUUGUUUCUACAAAUUGCCAGGGAUAGGAUCCAAGCAAUAUCACUCACAGAAAUAAUUGAAAAGAUUAAAUUCAAAGAAGCUGUGGUUAUAAAAUCAAGCGAACUGUAUUUCAAUCAAGGUAUUCUCCUAACAGCAUUACAUUGGGGUUUAUUGCAAACAACUCACUGGUUGGUGCCGAACUAUAUGCAAAAUAGUCUAACAUCAAAUAUUUAUCUUCAUGGCCAUUCAAAUAGUUAUAUUUCGUUUGACUCAAUAAAACACUUGUGUAAUCUCUUAUCUUCGAGUUAUCUAUUAAAGUUCAGAACUGUGGAACAUGAUCUAUCAUUAAAAGAGAUGAAUUCCUUCUUGAAUGACUUCUAUCAACAACAGCUUAAAGCUAAAGGACUGGCUUCUGAUAUAGAGGUUUAUUUUUAUGUUCAAGAAGGAAGGAAAUAUAAGUAUUUAUUUGAUGUCUUGAAAUUUGUUUUAAUUUAUCCCCAUCCUUCCAUAAUGAGACAUCUUAUUUCUUUAGAUGUUUUCAAAAAUAUAAAAAAUCCAAGUGAUAUAUAUCAAAUACUCCAAGAAUUAGGAAUUUAUGAUAAUGAGAAAAUCACUGAUCCAUUAUUAUCGCUGGGUUUAUGUGGCAAAUAUACCCAUUUCCUAAGUUGUGCCGACGUUAACGAGCUUGAUUCCUCCUCUACAGAAGAAGCUGAUUAUUUUAAACGAGACCUAUUUAAGCAAUUAAGAGGAGAACGCAAAUAUUAUAACGAUGAUAUUAUAAUUGGAUUACCAUUGGAUAAUAAACACGAAUCUCUGACACAGUUGGGUAUAUGA